GCAGUAUGAUUCGACAAGAUGAAGUCGUUCACGGCGAUCGCAUUCCUAACGGUGGCUCUGCUGGCCGCUCUCGGCCAGGCUAAGCACCUGGACUCCAAGGUGGCGGACAAGGACUUUCUGGUGAAGCAGCAGUUCGUGUUCCAGAUCAUGCAGCACAUCUACCAGGACGACGUCUUUGUCAGCCCCUUUGCGGCCAGCUUUGUGGAGUACAAGCCGUGGGAGCACGUCACCGACUAUGUGCACCCAGAGAUGCUGGAGUUCUUCUUCGAGCUGUGGCAGCACGAACCCUUCACCGACGACAUGGCCUGGUCGGUGAUGUACGAGAAGCACGAGGAGUACGCGGUGGGUCUGGUGCGGCUCUUCUACUUCGCCAAGAACUGGGAGACCUUCCAGCAUGCCGUCUUCUGGGCUCGCCAGCACGUGAACAAGCAGCUGUUCGUGUACGCCUUCACCAUCGCCAGCCUGUUCCGCGACGACAUGCAGGGCGUGGUCCUGCCGGCCCACUACGAGAUCCAUCCGUGGAGCUACUUCGACAGCCAGGCCCUGGAGUGGGCCGAGCACUACAAGAUGCACGGCUUCCAUCACGUCAAGCAGAUGGACAACAUCUACAACGUGGUGAUCAAGACCAACUACUCGAACGCCCACGGUGCCCUCAACUACGACCACGAUCUGGCCUACUACCUGGAGGAUGUCGGCUUCAACGCCUUCUACUACUACUUCAACCUGGACUAUCCGUUCUGGACGAAGGGCGGCGAGGAGCAUGUCCUCAACAAGGACCGUCGCGGCGAGCUUUACCUGUACGUCCACUGGCAACUGCUGGCCCGCUGGUACAUGGAGCGUCUGUCCCAUGAUCUCGGCGAGGUGCCCGCCUUCAACAUGUACGUGCCGGCCGAGUCCGGUUAUGCCAGCAAUCUGCGCACCUACUAUGGAGUGCCCCAGUGGCACCGUGAGAACCACCACAACUUCUAUCACGGCGACAACUACGAGCACAUCGAGCACGUGGAGAUGUACACACAGCGCGUGAUGGACUGGAUCCACAAGAACGACAAGUUCGACAUGGAGACCAUCAAUGUGCUGGGCAACAUCAUCCAGGGCAAUGCGGACAGCGUGGACAAGAAGUUCUAUGGCAGUCUGGACAAGCUCUACCGGUACAUCGUCAACGAGGGCCACCACUACGGCAGCGGACACGAGAGCUUCCCGGGCCUGUUCAUGCACUACGACACCUCGCUGCGCGAUCCCAUCUUCUACGAGGUGUACAAGACACUGGUCAGCCACUACUGGCACCUGAUGGAGACCUAUCCGGAGUACAAGAAGAAGGACUACACCUUCGAGGGCGUCAAGAUCGACGGCGUGCACAUGCCCGAGAGCCUGACCACCUACUUCGAGUACUUCGACUCGGACAUCAGCAAUGCCGUCAAUGUGGAGACCUCAGUGGAGGGUGCCACCGAUCCGCUGUACCUCUUCGGCCGCAACUCGCACUACAAGGGCGCCAGCUAUGUGAUCAAGGCACGCCAGCAGCGCCUCAACCACAAGCCCUUCGAGUUCACUUUGGACGUGAGCGCCGACAAGGCCCAGGAUGCCGUGGUGAAGGUCUUCAUUGGACCCAAGUACGAUGAGCACGGACAUGCCAUCCCGCUGGAGUACAACUACCAGAACUUCUUUGAGCUGGAACACUUCAAGGUGCAUCUGGAGGCCGGCGUUAAUCACAUCAAGCGCGCCAGCGGUGACUUCUCCUUCUGGGUGAACGACCGCACCACCUACCUGGAGCUCUACCAGAAGUUGAUGGACGCCACCAACAGCGAGUACAAGUUCAAGCUGGACCAGUCGGAGGCCCACUGCGGCGUGCCCAACAGGAUGAUGCUGCCGCGCGGCAAGAAGGGCGGCCAGAUGUUCCAGUUCUUCUACAUGGUCUUCCCCUACCACCAGCCCGAGGUGGCCCAGUUCACCGGCUACGACCCGGUGGUCAGCUGCGGCGUGGGACACGGUUCCCGCUACGUGGACGCCCUGCCCUUCGGCUUCCCCUUCAACCGACCGGUGAAGCACGACUACUACUUCGAUGUGCACAACUUCAAGUUCGUGGACGUCAAGAUCUUCCACCGCGACGAGCACACCAACGUUGUCUAGAUCGAAGAUCCAAGAUCCCAGAUCUUAGAUCCAUCGCAAACGAAUCGAAUACGAAUAGGAAUACGAAUACGAUCAUCAACGAACUAACGAUUAUUAUAUGUUAUAUCUUUGUCUACAUCCACUUCCCCCCAUAGAAGCCGUAAUUUAAUUCAGUUUUCCCUUAACUUGUCAGUACACCUUGUGACCAUUCAGAAAUAAACGUAUCCAAACAACAA
Molecule: messenger RNA, 2339 nt
Organism: Drosophila gunungcola (fruit fly)
Lineage: Eukaryota; Metazoa; Arthropoda; Insecta; Diptera; Drosophilidae
Gene: Lsp2
Product: larval serum protein 2
Source: RefSeq, a predicted model, not a curated record